AUGUUGGGAAAUAGUAGGAGUAAUAGUGUCAGUAAUGAUAUUGGGCGUUUCAACGGUGCCUGUCAGUCGAUAAAGACGCUACUACGGUAUCAUAAGAAGAAGAAUACCCUUCUACAGUUAAAGAUAUUGACUGGUAUGACCAUAAUGGGUAUUGGCCUAUUUUUACUCAUAUUUCAAACCUUUGUGUCCAAAUUGGAUGGGGCUGAUGCCCCGGAAUGCCGAAUGUCCUAUAUGUCUCCCGCGUAUGCCAAAGUUAAUGGGUUUGACCACUCUCAUACAAAAUAUGCUUCCAAGUAUUCGUUGUAUUUAUACCGUGAACAAGGUAAAGACUUGAAUCCUGAUGACAACACCCAAUUCUUGAACGGAGCUCCGAUUUUAUUCAUUCCAGGAAAUGCUGGAAGUUAUAAGCAAGUUAGAGCGUUGGCCGCCGAAUGCGCUAAUCUUUAUGUCAGCGACUAUCAAGGCAAACGGAAAAAUCAAGUAUGGAACAACAAUGCUAAAAAUUUGGACUUCUUCACUGCAGACUUUAAUGAGGACUUUACUGCCUUCCAUGGCAGAACUUUAUUGGAUCAAUCAGAAUAUCUCAAUGAUGCCAUUAAAUUUAUCCUAUCUCUAUACGCCAAAAAUAAUAUUCCUACAAAGUCAGUGAUUGUUGUUGGACAUUCCAUGGGUGGUAUUGUUGCCAGGACCAUGAUAACCUUGCCAAACUAUGCCAACGGUUCCAUUAAUACUUUUUUAACGCUAGCAGCCCCUCACGCGGCUUCUCCAGUGACCUUCGAUGGUGACUUAAUGAAGGUUUAUAGUUCAAUAGAUAAGUUUUGGAGAGGUGGAUUUCUUAAUGCCAAGCAUUCUGCAACUAAGGAAAUUGAUUCUAAAAUUAUCGAUUUGGCCCAACCUAGAUUGAAAAAUGUUUCUUUGAUCUCUAUAACUGGUGGUUUAAUGGACACAGUUUUGCCAGCAGAUUAUACAAGCAUCAAGAGUUUGGUUCCGAAUGAAAAUGGGUUUACGGUGUUUACCACAGGUAUACCGGGGGUUUGGACACCAAUUGAUCACUUGGCUAUUGUUUGGUGCGACCAGUUAAGAAAAGUCUUGGCAAGAACUUUAUUAGAGAUUGUGGACAAUACCUCCAUGGACAAAACAUAUCCUUUACAAGAAAGAAUGAAGAUUUUCAGAAGACAUUUACUUUCUGGUUUUGAGGAUUAUAGCGCAAAAGAUUAUGAGAGUUCUAAAGGUGAAGAUAUCAAUUUUUCAAUUAAAUUAAAGGUUGAUAACGAUCAAAUCAGUUCCGCAAUGCCGGGUGAGCGAUCUUUGAUACUGCCGCCAAGUUACUCUCCUAAUGUUUUCAAGAGAGGGCAGAGAACCCCGAAAAUGAAUUUCUUCUAUUUGCCAGAAGAAAAAGAUUCAUCAAAGGGCAAGUAUGAAUUCACUGCCCUCAGCUCGUUGCCAUUUGAAAGUAUUGAAGAUUUCGGGAAAUCCACCAAACCAGUUGCGCUUUUGUGCCGUAAUGCAGUCAGACAUAAUCAUAUGAAUGCUGAGGUUGAAUCAUCAUCAAUCAGAAUUGUUGAUUUUACCAGUGAAACUACUAGUAAGGGCAUUGAGUUAGAAUGUAUUGAUGUAUCUUCAAAUGCACAUAGUGUCCCAAGGUCAGCCAUAAGCACAGUUUCUGCUUCUGAGUCAUCUAUUGGGGGUAAAUUCUCAAACUACAAUGUUUUGCAAUUCAAUUCUACCACGUUGUCCAACUUUGAGUUAGUGGUCAUCGGCGAGUCUCCAAAUUUUUAUAGCUUGGAAAACCGUCAGGAUUUCAUUGUAGCUGAUUUGGUGAAAUCUGAGUUGGCGAAUAUCAAGUCUGACGCUAAUUUCUGGAAAUUUUUACUCUUUGGUGUGGAAAUAAAUUUACCAGCAAAAAGGCCUUUGGCGGUCGAUGUUUCCAUUCCAUCAAUAUGGAGUAGUUUAGUUGCCUAUAAUUUGAAAGUUGUCAGAAGUUUUGAUCAGAAGGAUGAUAGAAAACCUGAAAAUGAAAGAUUUGGACCCCUUAUAAGACAAUGGAUUCCAAGCAUUUUUGAAACUAAAUGGUUAGUUGGGUUGAACAAUGAACCCGAAAAAUUGAUUUCUUUGCAUUCAGUAGCUCCUUAUGUUCCAUUUGAAAGUUCUAAGAAUUCAAACGCCUUACACUUGCAAGUAUGGUCUGAUUCAAUGAGUACAAAGAAUUUGGUUACUUUGAAGCUCCGUGUUGAUAUUCUCACGAGUUUAAGGUUAUUAGUCAUGAGGUUCAGAUUGGUUAUAGGCACCUUACCGGUUGCUAUUGUGGCAUUGGUUUUGGGAUAUCAAUUCAGAAUGUAUAGCAAAGCUGGCGAGUUUGUAUCCUUUGGUGAUGGAUUGGUAUAUCUUUGUACUCCAAAAGCUUUGGGUAUUAUUUGUGGAUUGUUAUCAUUCUUAUCACUUAUUUCUUCAAACGAAUUUUUCCAAGGCCUCUUUUACUUGCUUGAUCCAAUUGGGUUGGCUUCUGCUUUAGAUAGUGGCUUGGUUACAGAAAAUAUUAGCUUGAAUCCAUUUUUCUUGGGCUUGGAAGAAGAUAUGUUGUUUGUUUUUGGUCCAAUAUUUUUCAUCAUUUCUUUGGCACUUGUUUGCUUGACAUACAAUUUGGUAUUACUUAUAUCGUGGACUCUUUCUGCAGUUUAUCUCGGGUUGGUGUUCAAAUUAAUGAAUAAAAGAAAUCAAUUCAAGAUGUCACAUAGCACUGACACAGUGUUUUUGCAGUCCAAAAGAAGAAUCAUUGGGACUAUUUUUAUAAUCGGGUCCAUUCCAUUUUAUUUCCCAUACCAAUUUGCCUAUGUCGUCAUCACUCUUGUACAGGUAACUGUAUGCAUAAGGUCAGUUAUUUCCUACAAGUCGUUGGAAAAGCAGCAGCCCUCUUCUAUUGCUGUUGAUAAGUUGAAUACAAUGAAGCAUGAGGCUGCAAAUUUCAAGAACUUCAAUUUAUCUUUUUUCAUGUUGAUGCUUUGGAUCUUACCAAUUAAUAUUCCAGUUUUGAUUGUUUUCAUUCACAAUUUUGCAUUGAAAUGGCAAACACCAUUUUCAUCACAUCAUAAUUUCCUUGCAAUUGUUCCAAUCUUCAUUGUGAUUGAAAAGAACGUUAGUGGUAAAAUGCCUGUUAGAAUGAUGUUACAAUCUUCAUCUUUGUUGGUGCCAAAUUUUAUUACACAAAUGAUUCUUGGAUAUAUGGCGUUCUACUCUAUCGUUUUUGGGGUUAGGCAUGCUUGGUGGUUACACUAUUUAUUGAAUUUCUUCUGUACUUGGUUAGUGUUUUUGAAUUUUGAUAUUUGGGGAACUAGUAAUAACCAAAACAAUGCUAUUUCAGGAAAUUCGUAUUGCAGCGGAGGAAGCACAUUAGGAAGAGAUCCUGAGAAAGCUAAAAGCAGAGAAUAUUUGAAGCGUUCAGAUUUGUCAUACCUCAAUAUGACCGGAUCCAAAAUUUAUUGA
Molecule: messenger RNA, 3480 nt
Organism: Saccharomycopsis crataegensis
Lineage: Eukaryota; Fungi; Ascomycota; Saccharomycetes; Ascoideales; Saccharomycopsidaceae
Gene: BST1
Product: Bst1p
Exons: 1
Coding region: 1-3480 (1159 amino acids)
Biological process (GO): GPI anchor metabolic process; endoplasmic reticulum to Golgi vesicle-mediated transport
Cellular component (GO): endoplasmic reticulum
Molecular function (GO): phosphatidylinositol deacylase activity
Source: RefSeq, a predicted model, not a curated record